AGUACAUUAUACGCGGUGUCAAAAUUGUCGACUUCAGUUGAUAGCACGGUAAUAAGUGGUGAAAAAUCGAUAAUUUCUCUCGUUCUUUAAAAAAAUUUGACAUGAGGUGGCAAUUUUCGCUCUGUUUGUCGAUCGUUUGUUUCGGAUUUAUUCGAGCUAAAUCCAUUCCAGACUUUCGCGAAGACCAAUGGAAAAAAUUCAAGGUUGAUUUCCACAAAAAUCACGGAUCUGAGGCCGAAGCUGACGUUCAACAAAUUGAUCAACAUAAUGAACGAUCAUACAUGAAGAAAGUAGAGCAAUACACAGAUAUGGAUGAUGAUGAAGUGCCAAACAGUUCAUAUUCACCAAUGAAUGAUGAGCUCAUGAAUUUAGGUUUGCCAAAAAAAUUGAACUGGACAGAAAAUAACACGGUGACCAGAGUGAAAGAUCAGGGAAAUAAUUGCUCUGAUGGCGAUUGGGCAUUUGCAGCUAUCGGAGCUCUAGAAGGACUACUGGCUAGAAAAUACCAUAAUCUUACAGAGCUUAGCGAACAAGAGCUCAUUGAUUGCACUGAAAAUUACGGAAAUUACGGCUGUAACAGCGGUAGCACAGUGGAACACGCAUUCAAUUACAUAAAACAAAACGGCAUUUCUACGGAACAUGCGUAUCCAUACACCGGAAUGGAUAUGAAUACGACCGCCUGUCACGAAAAAUUGAAGGGGAAAAUACCAACUCCCUUGGACAUAAACCUUGACGCGAUUUCACAACAAAAUGUUUCAAUGGUCGAUCACUGA
Molecule: messenger RNA, 773 nt
Organism: Planococcus citri (citrus mealybug)
Lineage: Eukaryota; Metazoa; Arthropoda; Insecta; Hemiptera; Pseudococcidae
Product: cathepsin L-like
Exons: 5
Coding region: 102-773 (223 amino acids)
Biological process (GO): positive regulation of peptidase activity; positive regulation of apoptotic signaling pathway; immune response
Cellular component (GO): lysosome
Molecular function (GO): cysteine-type endopeptidase activator activity involved in apoptotic process; cysteine-type endopeptidase activity
Source: RefSeq, a predicted model, not a curated record